CCGGUGGUACAACGAGCCACAGCCACAGCCACAGCUACAGCCACAAGGAGCCAACACAGUACCUGAACGGAAACUCUAGUCCCUUUGCCAUGGUCGUGCACGCCAGAAGAUUGAGGCUGAGCGCCCUGCUCUUGCUCAUCCAGUUGGGCGGCCUGGGCCUGGCCCUUGCCAACAGCAGAACCGCCUGCAGUGAGCGUGGUCCGUCCGCCUGCAGCAGCCGUCGCUGGGAUCACCGCAGCCUGGAGGAGUACGACGAGCGGCUGGUGUACAGACAAGAACCGGAGCGCAGCCAGCGGCGAGUCGCUGUGCAAUCCGCGGCCCGAGACGAUCGUCGCGACGAGCGGCGCGAGGAGACAAAAGUUCGGCUGGAGGCUGACCGAGUGCUGCGGCAGGAGGAGCGCUCGCUCAGUCGGGCAUCGCAGCGAGUGGAGGCUCGAGCACUCGUCGGAAGCCAGCAGCGUGAAGCUCGUGAGGAGCGAGCCGAAGCACGACGAUUGGAUGCCACGAACGAGAGGCGCGAGGAUCGAGUAGAACGAGAAGAGCGCGACAGUCGUGUGGACUUGUCCGCUAGUCGUCGCGCUGCAAGAGCUACCCGAGAGACAGUCCGACGGACAGACCUGCGAAGAGUUGAGCGACAAAACUCACGCAGCGUUAUGUCAGCAGUGGAACAGCGAGAGGAACGUGGGGAAUCCAAGCGUCUUGCGGAACGUGAGAAUCGUGAGGAGCGAGCAGAGGCACGACGUGAAGAACGUGAAGCGGAGCGACGGGAGGAACGAGUAGCGGAACGUCGGGAGGUGCGAGCAGGGGAACGACGAGAGGAGGAUCGAGCAGAGGCUCGACGAGAGGAACGAGCAGAGGACCGUAGGGAGGAACGAGUAGUGGAACGUCGGGAGGUGCGAGCAGAGGCUCGACGAGAGGAACGCCGUGAGGUGCGGGCAGCGGAACGUCGUGAAGAACGUGUGGCGCAACGGCGUGAGGAGCGACGUGAGAAUCGGGUUGGCGAGCGCGUGGUGGAGCGACGUGAGAGGCAAGAACUUUCGAGGGGACUGGAACGUGACAUGUCCAGGCGUGGCGAGCGCGAGGCGCGCGACAGAGACGAAGUCACGCGCCAGGACGACCGAGAGGACAUGCGACGAGCAGCACGAGACGAAACGCGACGAGUUCAGCUGCAAAGCGGACGACGAGCGGUAUCCAGACGUGACAGCCGCGAGACGAGCCUUCGCAGGGAGAACGAGCGGCGAGAGGAGCGCGAUGAGCUGCGUUCAGCGCAGCGGGAAACUGCCCGGCGAGAGGAACGCGAUGAAGAGCGUCGAGUGGCGAGAGACGAAAGGCGUGAAGUCGAUCGCAGGGUGGAGACCGUUGACAGGGAGAGCAGGCAACGAGUGGAAAGGGAAGACCAGCGACAGAUCGAGAGCGAUGCAUCCCGCGCCGAUCUCCGACAGAAUUCAAGACGUGAGGAGCGUGAGGCAGGCAUCGAGCGAGACAAUUUGCGACGAGUGGACUCAUCCAGGCGUGAGGAACGCGAGGAACGUCAGGAACGCGAGGCAGCUCGCGACCGUUCCGAAGUUCGACGCUUGGACAGUCGCAGGGAACGCGAGGAAGUGCGUCAGGAGCGAGAUCUCUUCCGUGGCGAGCAGCUGCUGGUCGGCCCACAAGAGACAGCCAAGGGCUGGCUGAGCUAUGGCAAACGCGAGCUGCUAAUCACCGGUCAGCUCCUGCUCCUCGCGGCGCUCUACAAGAAGUCAACCGCCAAUGGCAAAGGCCUCUCUGGUGGCAGUCUGGGUGCGCUGGGUGAACAGAUUCAGGGCUACCUGCAGGUGAUCGGCUGCUGAAUCCACCAACGACCCACAAAGCCACGAACCACGAAGCAAAUGCACAAACGGACAACGCAACGAGACCACAGAGGAGGAGAGCAGCGAGUAGCAGCAGCGAGUAGCGAGUAGCGCACUCGUUCCCACACGCACUGUACAACUUAAUCCCCAAAACUCUUACUGUAACCUAACCCACAAGCAUAACGACAAAUAUACAUAGGGCCAGAUACUCAGUUGAGAAUUCGGCAACUGCAA
Molecule: messenger RNA, 2066 nt
Organism: Drosophila subobscura
Lineage: Eukaryota; Metazoa; Arthropoda; Insecta; Diptera; Drosophilidae
Product: trichohyalin
Exons: 2
Coding region: 90-1832 (580 amino acids)
Source: RefSeq, a predicted model, not a curated record